AUGGCAGACAAAAAGUACAAGAUCGUGGAGAAGCCGGAAGUGAAUAGAUUAACAAUUUGGCUUAUUGUUGUUGUAUUUUUGUGUUGUAAUGGUGUUGUUUUAGCAGAAGAAGCAGGGUCUACUAGUAAUCAGUUAUCAAGAGUCGAAAGAGAAGCUGAUAAAGGCCAUUUUGCAUGUGUUGAUUUAGAAGAUGACGAUAUCAAAAGUAAAAAGAGGACAUCCGUGGGACCAUGUAUAGACUUUUGUUGGAAGAUAAGAAAGUACUGGGCCUUAUUAAGGAAAGGAGAUCAAUGUUCUUGUAUAAACAAAAAUGACCAAUAUAAAGAAGUCGAUACAUCAAAAUGCAAUAAAAGAUGUGUAGCGAAAAACAAAUGGCGACAAAAUUGUGGUGGAAAAAAUCACUUCAGUAAAUACAGCACAGGCUACGUCAAGGAGCCAGAUUUUGACGCAUUUGACAAAUUUCAGUUGAAAAACUUACGACAGGGCUGCUUUAAACAGAAAAAAGCUCUAACAGGUAUAGAAUUACAAACAGAAAGACUAGAGCAGAGCAUGUGUAUUGAAUUCUGUUUAUAUAAGCAAUUCAAAUACGCCAUAAUAUCGAAUGGAGAUCUAUGUAAGUGUAUCAGCAAUGGAAACGGAUAUUUUGCUCCAACCAAAGCAAAGUGUUCCGUCCCGUGUUCGGGAAAUAAGAAAUUUAAAUGUGGCGGGACGGGUAAAACCUUCCAUGUUUAUAAGACAGGAUAUCAUUCUGGUGCUGGCGAGAUGGAAUAUGAUAAGAGAUUUGAAGAUUUGUCAUGGGCAAACUCCACUAAAUUGGGUAAAACUAUGAUGUUUUAA
Messenger RNA from Lottia gigantea (owl limpet), 837 nucleotides. RefSeq lists its product as hypothetical. The record is from RefSeq and is a predicted model, not a curated record. Gene Ontology annotation, cellular component: plasma membrane. The transcript is spliced from 5 exons. NCBI's taxonomy places the organism in Eukaryota, Metazoa, Mollusca, Gastropoda, Lottiidae. The coding region runs from base 1 to 837 and encodes 278 amino acids.